AUGGCUCCAAUUCUCGCAAUUGUAACCUCCCUUUUACUGCCUGUUGCCUCAAUGGCAGCAGCCAUUCCUCAAGAGGGUGAGGACAGAAUUAUUGGUGGAUCUCCAGCAAGAGAGGGCCAGUUCCCUUCCACCGUGAAGCUUCUGAAGGAUGGCGAACAACACUGUGGUGGUGCCUUGAUUGGCGACAGACUUGUUCUUACGGCAGCACACUGUGUUGGGGUCGCUGCUAGUAGCCUCUCAAUUCGUGCUGGCUCUCUGAAAUGGGAUGAGGGUGGCGUCACCUCCCGUGUUGCAAGAAUUUCCAGGCAUAGUUCAUGGAACAUGCCAAGGAUGCACAAUGAUAUUGCUCUCCUUCAUUUGGCAUCUCCCAUUAAGGAGAGCUCAGUAAUUAAAUAUGGUCGUCCGACGUCAUCUACUGCUGAUCCAACAGGCUCUGUCGUAUCUGCUGGAUGGGGCAGAACCUCCCCGACAGGGCCAGGCUCACCAAACUUGCUAUUUAUUCAAACUUCCAUGAUUGACCGCGCAUCAUGCAAAAGGUGGCACGCUUCGCUGGCUGAAACCAUGAUCUGUUCUGGAAUCAGAGGCAAAGCUGUCUGCAAAGGAGACAGUGGUACCCCGUUGUACGACUCCUCAAAGAACAUUAUUGGCAUCGUGUCCUUCGGUUCCAAUGUUUGCUCCAACGAUGGGGUUCCAGCGGUCUACACCAAAGUCGGCGCUUAUGGCAACUGGAUCAAACAAAACAGUGGCACUGGCGGUGGCCAGCCAGAUCAACCCGAGGGGCCUGAGGAACCUGAGGAGCCAGAAGUCUCCCGGUUCUAG
Messenger RNA from Ophidiomyces ophidiicola, 819 nucleotides. RefSeq lists its product as uncharacterized. Lineage: Eukaryota; Fungi; Ascomycota; Eurotiomycetes; Onygenales; Onygenaceae. The coding region runs from base 1 to 819 and encodes 272 amino acids. The transcript is spliced from 3 exons. The record is from RefSeq and is a predicted model, not a curated record. Gene Ontology annotation, molecular function: serine-type endopeptidase activity. Gene Ontology annotation, biological process: proteolysis.